AUGCUCCUACACCCAUCAGAUUGGUCACCCAGAAAGCCUCGUUAUAACAAACGCCAAUGCAAUCUGGGUAACCUAAGGUCUCUAAAGCAAACAUCAACUGCAAAGACCUCCUUCUCUGUUGGCUUGUGGAACUGUCGAUCUGCGGUUAACAAGGCAGACUUCAUUUCUGGUCAUGCCAACCACCUCUCCUUGGAGCUCCUUGCUCUCACUGAGACAUGGAUUAAACCAGAAGAUAGUGCAACCCCGGCUGCACUUUCCAUAAACUACACAUUCUCCCACACAUCCCGACCAUCCGGUCGUGGUGGAGGGACUGGCCUGCUAAUCUCCAACAAAUGGAAAUUUAACCCACUGCUGCCUCUAAACAACUUUGUCUCCUUUGAAUAUCAUGCCGUCUUGGUGACUGCUCCGGUGAAAGCCUAUGUGGUCGUCAUCUAUCGUCCACCAGGACAACUAGGCGACUUCCUCCAUGAGCUUGACACCAUGCUGUCAUCAAUUCCUGAGCAUGAGUGUCCCAUGCUCGUCCUCGGAGACAUGAACAUCCACUUGGACAGUGCGAGCUCGGUCGACUUCCUGUCUCUGGUUCACUCAUUCGACCUAAGACAGGUCCCGACUCACAAGGCUGGCAAAGAGCUUGAUCUCAUUCUUGCUCGGAGCUGCACCAUGGACAACCUAAGGGUCACCCCUUUCCAUCUAUCAGACCACAUCUUCAUCCACUUCAAUGUCCAGCUACCAGAACAACCCCCUACCUCCCCACCCAUGGUUUCCAUCGACCGCAAUCUCUGCAACCUGUCUCCCACCCACUUCUACUCUGUGCUCUUGUCUUCUCUUUCGCCACACGACACGUUCUCCUCUCUGCAGGUUAAUGAUGCCACUGAUUCUCUCUGCUCUACCCUGAGCUCAUGUCUGGAUAGCCUGUGUCCACUAUCCACCAGACCUGCUCGAUUGACCCAAUCGCACCCUUGGCUGAGUGACACCCUCCGGACAACGCGCACUGACCUCAGAGCAGCCGAGAGGAAAUGGCACAAACCCAAAACAACUGAAGAUCUUGCAAGCUACCAGACACUGCUGUCCUCCUUCUCCUCCAGUAUCAGCUGGGACCCCUCUUCUUUGCCAUAUACACCACCUCGCUGGGCUCGAUCAUCCGCUCGCAUGGCUGCUAGGAAUCUAGGUGUCAUUAUUAAUGACCAACUGACGUUCUCGGACCAUGUUUCCGCCGUCUCCCGGUCGUGCCACUUCGCCCUAUUCAACAUCCGAAAAGUCAGGCCGUACCUGACCCAAUAUGCCACUCAACUGCUGCCACUGCAGAUGAUACAGAAUGGGACGGUGCGACUGGUGUUCAACCAGCCAAAGAGGGCACACGUCACUCAGCUGCUUAUCGAGCUCCACUGGUUACCUGUAGCUGCUCGUAUCAAGUUCAAGUCUCUUAUGCUUGCCUACAGAGUGAUUGUUGGGAAUGCUCCCACCUACUUAAAUGCUCUUCGUGACCAGGAUUAUGCUUUUAACCCAGUCCAAGAUGGCUGCCUCCAGCUGCCAGCUCACUCUCUUUUCUCUCCUGCUCCAUACGCUGUGCCUGAAUGGCACAAGAGUGCAAGAGAUAAGGGUUUGAAAGGCAUGUUCUCUAACCUGCUGUUUGUCAAAGUGGAGAUCAAAGGGGAUGCCACAGAGUGA
Molecule: messenger RNA, 1668 nt
Organism: Scomber scombrus (Atlantic mackerel)
Lineage: Eukaryota; Metazoa; Chordata; Actinopteri; Scombriformes; Scombridae
Exons: 6
Coding region: 1-1668 (555 amino acids)
Molecular function (GO): catalytic activity
Source: RefSeq, a predicted model, not a curated record